AAAGGAGGGGCAUUUCCAUUGGGUCUAGCCAAAUUUAUAGCAUCAACGAAACGCAAGGACGCACAAGGAAGUGGUUUCGUUUUCAGGAAACUUAACAAUACUUUUAGUCGACAAUGGAGCGGAUACCAGGUUUACGGUUUUACUUUGGCGUUUUCCUUCUAAACUGUAUUUCUAUGGCAGCGCAAGGGCUCAAUCUUCACUGCGACAACGACUUCGACAGGCUGAUGAUGUGUGCGUUCAAUCCCCCGCCCGACGAUCCGAGCUGCGCUGAGUACACACUCAACACCCGAGUGGAAGGCACACAAAGAUACACUGAGAGGAGUUGCAAUUUAACACCGGACCCAGUUCGGACGGGAAGGUGCAGUUGCUCGUUGGACAUCAAUGGGUUUAAUGUGGCGGACAUUUACAAUACAACGCUGCAGAAAGCUGGGGCUCUAGUGGAGUUCAAAAACAUCUCAGCUUACGACAACAUAAAACCCAAAGCCCCAUGUAUCACUUCGGUGACAAGAGAAAAUGAGAAUUAUCUGGUGAUGUGGGACACAAAAUACGAAAAAAAAAAAACCUUCAAGCUGACGGUGUUGCUGAACUACUGCAAAAAAGGAGAGAACGGCACGAAAGUGAACGUUUCGUCCAUGGAGUCUUAUGAGAUUUUGGGCAAGUCCCUGGAGCCGAGUACAGAGUACCUGGUCAGCGUGCAGAGCUACUCUGCGUUCUACAGUGAAAGAAGUGGAGACCUGACAUUCACCACCCCUGUGUCACCUACCACCAUUGCGGUUGCGGUCAUUGUGAGUCUGUGUGUUGCUGCUUAUAUCAUCACCAGUUUCCUGUAUCUAUUCUGCACACGGUUGAAGGAGAGUUGGUGGGAUAGCGUUGGCGACUAUAAAAACUCAACUUUGUUAUUCAUGGUCCCAGGAGAUCACAAGGUGCUUACGCCGCAGGAAACUACCCUGGACUCUGUCUAUGUUGAGGCCUGCAAAGAGGACGAAUUUGACGAAAAACCAUUGGACAGCGGUGGUAAUUCCCUUCAAAGUACCGGAGCUGAAAGCGUGUCCUCGUCUCUGGAUGACUCGCAGAAGGUCUCCAUUGACCUAAUCUCCGAUGUGGAGGAAGCCAUGCGUAUGGCCUUCCCCCAGCUCUCCACAGCUCCCUGCCACAUCGUUGCCCACAGCAACACUGGUUACAAUCCAAUCGCUGGGACCUCCAGCCCCUCCGUUUUUGAGAACAUGACAUAUUCCAUGUCUUCUUCUGGGACCCAGGGGUUAUACGCUGCCAACCCGCCUGCUGUACUUAGUGAGUCCUUCUACAAACCCAGAAUGUUGUGGGGUGGGGUACACAACCCUUUUCCAGAUUCUCAGGUGCCUUUUUUCCAGCUGACUGGACAGAGGCAGCCUUUCGAUCCAUCCCAUAUGAAAACUGACCUUUCCUAUCAGUCGCGGAACACUGAAUCGGGGAGCCUAUCCCAAUCAGAGGCUCUGCAGGUAGACCUCUCGUAUAGCUGUUCUCCGGGUGACACCACUUCUUCCUCCGACCUGCAUGGCUUUGGCUCCUCUCAGUCUGGUGACAACUUGAAAGAGUCACUCCUAGUUGGAGAAGGUGACCGGUCCAGCAUGAUGGAACGUGUUUCCGUUGAGGAGAAACCGUCAUUCAACGUCUGGGUUUCAAAUCCUUCUGAGGCGUCCUGCCCUUCCCCUGCAUGCAGCCUUGUUUCCUUGGACGAUGACUUUCAAGAAUUCCAAAGUAUGAUGAAGCGACCAGGAGUGCUCAUUCCAACGGCAAACGACAGUAGGCCCAGAGGUCGGCCGGACAAGCUUCCUGAGACUCCCUACUCUGGAAUGCCUCAAAGAACCAUAGAGGGAGCAAGCACCUUAACCCAAACAACACAAGCAGCCCAGGGUAUUCUGGACACUCAAGGCAACAAGGUGUCUCUUCUGUCUGUGGAUCAGCACAAGCUAAUCAUUAUCAGUGAUUAUCAUAGUGUUUAAUUAGGUCUGAGACCGUCGACUUAAUGGACACUAAGAGCCUCAAUGUAAAGAGAUUUAAGUUGUAUUGAAUUGAGAGCAAGGGCACAAAGCGUGGACCAAUGAACUCAAUGGUUAUAACAUGGAACCCGUGGUUAUGUUCAUUUAUAUAUGUAAUAUAAAGUAUGUGACACAAAGUAAACACAUUUUGUGUGUGUUUACUUUUGUGUCAGAGUAGAGAUGGUUGUGUCAGAGUAAAGAUGGUUGGUUUUUGUACAGUGGACAAAACAUUUCAUGGACUUUUAUAAAUAUAAAGCACUUUCAUAUUAUAUUUUUAACUUGGAAUGUUAUAAUAAUGAUCUUAUAAUGUUAUAAACGAGAAAUAAAACGUGUACUGUAACUUUUCAUUCAAAAAGUAAAGAUGGAACAAGAUGGAACCAUUGGGUGACAAGAUGCAACAGGUGCAUAAAUGCACUGUUUGCCUUUGAUGAUGAUGUUAAUCAUGUCAAUUCUAACCCUCUCUUUUGCACGGUAUAAUAAGUAUCUCUUUGCUUGCAUCGAGCUCCUUCGAGAACACGCAAAGCAUUGUUUAUGCAAACAGUUUUCAACGUAUAUACCUGGUCAAUCUAUGCAACACGAGCUAUUAAACCAAAUGUACACUAGAGGGUGAUUUAACAUUCUAGAAAAUAUAAACAGUGUUGAGCUCCCUCAACUGGACAUGGAGUGUAUGUUCUCUAGAGUUUUGUAGACGUGUGCUGUUGAAUUUGUUUGGUCUUAUAUUCAAUUUCAAUUAAAUAUCUACAAUAAAAAACUAUUAUAGUAAUCCAAA
Messenger RNA from Gadus morhua (Atlantic cod), 2787 nucleotides. RefSeq lists its product as uncharacterized. Gene Ontology annotation, molecular function: protein binding; cytokine receptor activity. Bases 114 to 1982 code for a protein of 622 amino acids. The record is from RefSeq and is a predicted model, not a curated record. The transcript is spliced from 11 exons. Gene Ontology annotation, biological process: cytokine-mediated signaling pathway. Lineage: Eukaryota; Metazoa; Chordata; Actinopteri; Gadiformes; Gadidae. Gene Ontology annotation, cellular component: external side of plasma membrane.